CCAUCGUGAAGCGCCAUGUCCUAGCUGUAAAGUAAUAGGGGGACCCACCUUAGUAUCUAGCUUUAAUCCUGGUACCUUGUUUUGAUUGAACUAUUAAAGAAGCGUCACUCUCCACAUGGACUUUUCUUGAGCUCUGAUAGCAGCAAAGGUUGACUAGCAGUCUAGUACUAGCUGUUAGAGAUUGCUGUAUUGUCACCAUCAGUGUGCAGAAGGAAAACUGAAACAAUUUGGACCCUAUAGCACUCUGAAUUUGACCAGGAAUAGUCUUUUGCUUUCAGGAUUGAGACAAAAAUUAGGUAUCGCUCGAGAUAUAAAGUAGCUGUGCAUUCAUCGUCCAAAAGCCAACUCUGCAACAAUGGCUCCUCCUCUUGCAACUCUCCUUGCUACUGCUUCCAUCCUCUCUUUCUUUGCUCUGUUCCCAAAAGCUGCAUCCCGUGACACUCUAUCACCGGGUUCAUCUCUCAGGGUUGAAUCCUACCAAACCAACAUCUUGCAAUCAUCAGAUGGCACUUUCUCCUCUGGCUUCUAUGAAGUCUAUACCAACGCCUUCACAUUUUCAAUAUGGUACUCAAAGGCAGCCAGCAGGACCAUUGUCUGGAGCGCAAACCCUGACCGCCCUGUACAUGCCAGGAGGUCGGCUAUAACCUUGCAGAAGGAUGGCAACAUGGUCCUUACAGAUUAUGAUGGAACAGUCAUGUGGCAAGCUGAUGGCAACUUCACAAAUGUUCAACAUGCUCAUCUUUUGAACACUGGGAAUCUCAUCAUCAAGGACUCAAGAGGUAACAUUGUCUGGCAAAGUUUUGAUUCACCAACAGACACUUUCCUACCAACACAACACAUCACUGAUACCACAAAGCUAGUCCCUACAACUCAAUCGCAUAGUCCUGGUAACUAUAUCUUCCGAUUCAGUGACCAAUCAGCACUUUCACUUAUAUAUCAUGUGCCUGAAGUUUCGGAUAUAUACUGGCCAGACCCUGAUCAAAGUCUCUACGAGGUUGGCCGAAACCAGUAUAAUAAUACAAGGUUGGGAAUCCUCAGUGAGAGUGGGAUGCUUGCAUCGAGCGAUUUUGCAGAUGGCCAACCACUUGUAGCCUCUGAUGAAGGGCCAAGCAUCAAGAGAAGGUUAACUCUUGAUCCCGAUGGUAAUCUCCGUCUGUAUAGCCUGAAUGAUUCAGAUGGGUCAUGGUCAGUUUCAAUGGUAGCAAUGUCCCGACCUUGCAAUAUUCAUGGUUUGUGUGGUCCUAGUGGAAUCUGCCAUUACUCACCUAAACCUACAUGUUCAUGCCCACCAGGUUAUGUGAUGAGAAACCCAGGUAACUGGACUGAAGGUUGUAUGGCUAGCGUUAACAUAACAUGUGAUCAUUAUGACAAAAAAUCUGUGAAGUUUGUAAAACUCCCAAACACGGAUUUUUGGGGGUCAGAUCAGAAACAUCGUCUGUCAGUUUCUUUUCAUACUUGUAGGAAUAUUUGCAUCAGUGACUGCACCUGUAAAGGCUUUCAAUAUAAGGAAGGUACAGGAUCGUGCUAUCCAAAAGCUUAUCUUUUCAGUGGAAGAACUUACCCAACAAAGGAUGUAAGGACUAUAUAUCUCAAGCUUCCAAUAAGUGUGAGUGUUUCAGAUGUUAUUCCACAUUCCACUGUGUUUGAUUCUGUGCUACGCCAUCUGGACUGUGAUCAGAUGAACAAAAGCAUCAGAGAACCAUUUCCAGAUGUGCACAAGACUGGUGGAGGAGAAUCAAAGUGGUUUUACUUCUAUGGGUUCAUAGCUGCAUUUUUUGUUGUUGAAGUUUCCUUUAUUUCGUUUGCAUGGUUCUUUGUUUUGAGAAGAGAGCUUAGGCCAUCAGAACUAUGGGCAGCUGAGGAAGGUUACAAAGUAAUGACUAGUAAUUUUCGAAGGUAUAGUUACCGAGAACUUGUCAAGGCAACUCGAAAGUUUAAAGUUGAGCUAGGAAAGGGAGGCUCAGGGACUGUAUACAAAGGUGCCCUUGAAGAUGAUAGGCAAGUGGCUGUGAAGAAGCUGGAAAAUGUAAAGCAAGGCAAGGAAGAGUUUCAAGCUGAGCUAAGUGUAAUUGGGAGGAUCAAUCACAUGAAUCUUGUGAGGAUAUGGGGCUUUUGUUCAGAAGGAUCUCAUAGGUUGUUGGUUUCUGAAUAUGUUGAGAAUGGAUCACUGGCUAACAUUUUGUUCAAUGACAAAAACAACAUCUUUUUGGAUUGGAAGGGACGGUUUAAUAUCGCGUUAGGCGUUGCAAAAGGGUUAGCCUAUCUUCACCAUGAGUGCUUAGAGUGGGUCAUCCAUUGUGAUGUGAAACCUGAGAACAUACUGUUAGAUGAAAAUUUGGAGCCUAAGAUCACUGACUUUGGGUUGGCAAAAUUACUAAACAGAGGUGAGUCAAACCAGAACGUUUCCCAUGUUAGAGGAACAUUAGGUUACAUUGCUCCUGAAUGGGUAUCUGGUCUCCCCAUCACAGCAAAAGUUGAUGUAUACAGCUACGGAGUUGUGCUCCUUGAGCUUUUAUCAGGUACCAGAGUUUCAGAGUUGGUUGAAGGUUCAGAGGAGGUUCAUAAUAUGCUUAGGAAGCUUGUCAGGAUGCUUUCUGAAAAACUGGAAGGGGAAGAAGAAUCGUGGAUUGAUGAGUUUGUGGAUUCGAAAUUGGACCAGCCAGUCAACUACGUGCAAGCAAGAACACUAAUCAAAUUGGCAGUGUCCUGCUUGGAGGAAGACAGAAGCAAGAGACCAACCAUGGAAUAUAUAGCAAAGACCCUCCUGGAAGCUGAUGAUUGAAUGGCCGAAUGGACUAUAUGUGUAUUUCCUGCUUGGACAGAGAUAGAAGCAAUAGACCAACUCCAUAUCAGCUGAUCAAGCUGAUAAUAAGUUGUGUAUAAUAUAUUUCUUAGACAAUAUUUCCGGCUUUUACACUAAAAUAAGUAACCUGUACAGAGUAUUUUUGGUUUGUCAGAUGAAUAUGUGAUAUGUAUUAGAAGUCAGUGAUAAUCAUGGAACCAGUGGCGAAACUAGUACCGCCAUGGAUGAAGCCAGGUAGGCGUGCGUUCUUAUCUGAAUAGCUGCUGUUCGCUCUCACAGUUGUGAAAAGGGUGUGUUCCUCAAAGGCUCAAACUAGUUUGAAGUUGCAUUUUCUCCUUUGGUGAUAUCUAGUAGUCUGUUACCAGCACAGACUUGUACCAGUAAUUUAAGUUUCCUUUAAGACAGAUACUAGUGUCUCAGUUCGAUGA
Panicum virgatum (switchgrass) is the source of this 3231-nucleotide messenger RNA. RefSeq names its product putative receptor protein kinase ZmPK1. The record is from RefSeq and is a predicted model, not a curated record. Gene Ontology annotation, biological process: protein phosphorylation; recognition of pollen. Gene Ontology annotation, molecular function: protein serine/threonine kinase activity; ATP binding. Lineage: Eukaryota; Viridiplantae; Streptophyta; Magnoliopsida; Poales; Poaceae. Bases 356 to 2782 code for a protein of 808 amino acids. The transcript has a single exon.